AGUUGUGCUGGCAAGUGUGCACGUGCUGCUCCGUGCAUUUCAAGAGCAAGAUGGCAGCCUCCGUGUGUCGUUGCUACGAGGUUAGUCAGUCAUUCAUGUCCUUCAUGUCUGCUUUUAGCCUUUAAUACAUAAUCGAAGACAGAGAGAAAGCAUGCACGGAUUUGUUGAUGUUUUUGUGGCCGGGUGUGUUGCAUUUAGGUUUUUAUCCAGCUAGUAGCAGAGAUUUCCAUUGGUUCAGGGCCCUGUUACAUCAGACAGACGGCACGGUUCUCUAUGUUCUUGUUCAAAUAUUGACUCAUGAGGGUUACAUUUGAUCUAAGGGGCUUAAAUUAUACUCGUACCUCUGUGUCUGGGGCUUAAAACUGUUAAAGGUGGGUCUUAAAGCUUUCAUUCUGGCACCUGUACCGAGGCACUGACACACUGUACACUACUGUGAACUCUAACAUAUAACAGAUGCAAUAGGUGCCGUGAUUUCUUGUCGUUAUAAGACAUGUUUUAUUUAGUUGUGAUACUUAUCUUCUAUCUGUUUUUCACCCAACUUGAAGCAUUAUUUACUCCCCCAGUGUUUAUGGUUUUUAUAAUAGGGAUCACAUAAAACAUCGUGACAGCUGUUGGUAACCAUAAAGCACCUGAUGUAAUUUUCUUAGAUUAAGUCCACCAAAACUCUCACCCCCUGACUCUGAGAGGAAAAAUGUAGUUAACUAGAUUCAGAAUUUAGCUUAGUAAUAAUAUAAAACCCUGUGGGUGGGUGUGAUAAAAACCCCAGACAUUUUUAAGGUAAUACAAAGUCAUCAAAAAAGGCAAUAUUUCAGUUGGCAUUUGCAAAAUUUAUGAGAGAAAAAUAUAAAAAUUGAAACAGGCAUGAGACUCCACCUAAGAAAGAAAUAUUUGACGCUUUUAUAGAGAUGGUGAACUUACUAAAGCGUGUAUUUUUGAUAGCAAAUAGUUUCAUCACUAUUGUGGUUGGCAUGUCCUUGGUAUAUUUUUAAGAAAUAUCACUAUGUACCCAAAAAAACAAAAUCCUGCAAAUUGAAGUAUAUUGUCCUUAAUCAUAACAAAUAUAGAAAACAUAUGGAGUGGGUCAUUUCAGACCAACAUUAGACAGUGCUCUAUACUACCAUCAUCAAAAACCAUAUGAUUGAAAGGAUGGUAUUAAGCAUGGUCUGAUUUAAACCAAAACUAGCGGUUUAAGGGAUCAUUAAUCGCUGUAUAACAAAGACUGAUUCUUUUGUCUCUGCAGAGCUGUUUGAAUAUUAUAUGUAUUAUGAUAUGCAUGUUUGUUGCUGAAAGUGAUUUUCCCUCUGUUGCAGCUGGUUGGCAGACGGGCCUUGGCUCUCUGUUCUCGGCCUUUGGUGUCCUCAGUGUGCAGAGGUGAUGUCUACAGGAUACAAGGGAGCCCAGCUGCAGCUGUGCAGGUACAUACUGACAACUCUCUUCAGCCUUCUAUACAACUGCUAAUGACUGUAUCAAGAAUUUUCACAGUAUUUCAGUGUUUUUUGCAUUUAUUAUUAUCCACUUUUCUACUAAAUAGUCCAUCAACUCAGAUUUUGUCUUUUUUAUGUCAGACAGAUUAAAAAAGAAAGACUCUGAAAUGGAAAUAAUGAAGUAUUCUCAGUCAAUUCUAACUUUCCUAUUUGGUCAAAUCAGGUGCGGUAUUCUUCGGGCCGUAAAGGUUUCCUGGGAGAGUUUGUGGAGAACCUGCGUCAGGAGUUCACUAAGAAUCAGGAGAUGAAAGAAAACAUAAAGAAGUUCAGAGAAGAAGCCAAGAGGCUGGAGGAGUCUGAUGCUCUCCAACAAGCCCGCAGGAAAUAUGUAAGAAGACUAUUUGGUAUAUAACUUGAAGGACUUUAUUUGAAUCAUGUGAGAAGAGUUUUUAAUGAGACAGUAUUUUAUUACUGUCAACAAUGGAAGCAUACAUUAUUUUGUUUCUAUUCCCUUCACUAGAAAUCAAUAGAGGCUGAAACAGUGAAGACUUCAGAGGUGUUUAAGAAGACGUUUGGCUCCCUGUCAGACACUGUUAAGGAGGUAAUGUGUCAGGACUCUCUAACAAUACCAAUAAUACAUAAAGCUAAGUCUUCCUGAUCUCUGGAUUGGAAUACUUGUGUUGUACUGUCUACUUUACUCAAGGUCUUUGUGUAUCUUUGUUUGUGCUUGUGUCCACAGGGCCUUGAGGAAGUGAGUCGCACUGACAUAGGUAAGAAGAUCAAAGACGGCGUGGAGGGGGCAGCAAGAACAGCCAUACACUCCGCUGAAAGUGUCUCCAAAGGAGGAGAGAAACUGGGCAAAACUGGUGCAUUUAAAGCCAUCUCACAGGUAGGAAUAAAAAACAUUAUCCCAAACUUAUAUUCAGGGCUCUGGUUCUUCUAAAUUUGUCCAUAAUUCUGGAUUUUCUGAUCUGAAAUGUCAGCUGGUGCUUCAGGUCAUUAUUUAGAGGGCUGAAUUAGUUUUUCAAGCCACCAGAUGUCACUGUGUUUGUUAAGCUUGAAGAUAGAAAGUUGAAACUCUCCUUUCCAUUAUCCAACCGAUAGACAAGGACCUGGUGAUGUUGUGUGGUGUCGGCAUCACUUAAGUUAUUCUUUCUGAAUUUGAAAAUGUUAUUAUAGUUAUAUUAUCAUGCUAUUCUUAUCUGUUUUGGGCCAUAAUGAUCGGAGUAUACUCAGUUAAAAGUGGAAGAGCAGCUGUCUCCACUCUCUAAUUGAUGCAGACUGACGACAGGGAGUUACCAUGGUAACAGGGAGACGUCACAUCAGUCACUUUAACGCUUUCUCUUAAAUCCUAAUUUUUCUGCAGUAUUAUACCUUGACUGAAAAAAAUAUAUAACCAUGUCAUUGAAGUGGCACCAGUUUCCACCAGACUCCGAAUCAUCUUUGAGAUAAAAUCAUUGAACGGAUGCCACUUUACUUAUUUGCCCCGAUAAAAACCAAACUUAUUACAUUUAUUUUAGAGAAAACAAUAUUUGUUGUAUACUUAUCCACUAAAGCCUGUGCUUGAAUUGUUGCUUAAGAAUUACAGUUGUUGUAAAUGAUGGUGCCAGAUGCACAAAAUAGGGAGGUCAUAUGUACAAACCCAAAGCACAAAGGAGACUAGAGGGUAAAGAAACAAAUUUUAAGAACCGUUAAAAGUGUUGCGUAGGAAUUCUCUAAAAUGCAAGAAAUAAAGUUUUUCUGCUGAAAUUUUUUGAGGGAGGAUCUUUGACACUUGUACUUGAUGUUCCUGUGUCGAGGGUUUGUAGUUUAUCUAACUCAAUAAAAUCACCUGUUUAUUGAGAUCUGCUUCACAGAUGAAACUCAUGGCGAAGAUAUUGUGACAAAUAUGACUUAUUUAAACAUAACCUGUUGGUUCUUAAAAGUGUUUGUGUCGUUAAAAUAGUAAUAUUUGUUGAGCCCUGCUCUGUCCUCUCUGUAUAUUUUCCCUAUUUUUUGUCCUUUGCCAAUCCCAUCCCUGAAUAAUGUCACCAUCUUUUGUUAUUGUUGUCUCGCUGUUUCUGAUCAGAAUUCAUACUGCGGUGCACGCUGUGAUCUUGAGUCAUACAUUACUAUUUAAUGAUACAGCAGGAAACCAAGUGAUUGUUUAUAGGCCAAAGUUCUUGUAGAAUUAAGUUGACAUUUGCAUAAAUUAAUUUGUUUAUGUAAAAAAAUUUAAUUGCAAGGGCGAAGCAUGAGGGAUUAUAGCUUUGUUUGUUUGCCAUGCAGCUUUUUCCAGAGAUAUAAAACUGACUAAGAAACUUUGGUGUCAGACACAUCAGUCUUAACAACAGUCAGAAAGUCAGCUGUGGUUACAGCAGUUUAAAUUGAGACGAGACUGCAGUUCUUCAGCAAUAAUAAAGAGGUGUGUUUCAUUUACAGGGUGUGAAGACCAUGAAGGACGAGAUAGAUGUUGGCGAUGCCGGCCCUUAUAGAGCUCCAUCACAGCUGAGAAAGAGAAGUGAAUUUUCCUCGAGGGGAUCCGACAGCGACUCCAGAGUGUUUGAGGCCAAUGAGUGAGUAACUGUUGGAGCUCCAACCUGUUUCUUCUCUCCUGUGAAAACUCCUGCCAGCUUCGAUAGUGCAUUCUCCUUUGUAGCCCGUAGCCCUUCUUAAUGUAAACAUAUCAAAAGUUUGAAAGUGGAAUGUUUCAUUUUGUGCUGCAGAGAGGCAAUGGGUGUCGUUCUUCACAAGGAUUCGAAGUGGUUCCAGCAGUGGAAGGACUUCAAGGACAACAACGUAGUUUUUAACAGUAAGAAAAUCAUCUGCAUUUAUUUGCUUGAUCACAUAGGAUGUGUAGGUGUGAUUUUCUCCCUGGGCAGCAGGUGGUGCCAGACUCUUUAGAGUAGAUAGACUGUGUUUGUUUCCAAGAGGCACAUGGUCUCACACUGAUGAAAGUCAUAUCCUCAGUUAUGUCCCCAAAUGUGCACAUUCAUGCCCAUCUAUCCACACUGCAGUUUUUCACUCUUGGUUCUUGCAGGGUUCUUUGAGAUGAAGAUGAAGUACGAUGAAAGUGACAACGCCCUCAUCAGAGCGUCCAGGGCUGUGACUGACAAAGUCACUGACUUCCUAGGUAAUUCUCCUCCAUCUGUUAAACAGGAUUUUCUCAUCGUCACUGCAUGAACAGAUGAUUUCAUGUUGCUCUUAACACUCUUAGACAUCAUAAAACCUAAUGAUGUGUAAUUCAUCUUUUUGUCUUUUUUUUAAACCUUAUCUCACAUAUUUUUGUUAUAAUGUCUUUGACUGAAAACUGGAUAUCAUGGAAACACAGAAGUAACAACUUUUUGUCCCAUUUUUCACACCGUUAUCCUUCUGUGGUUAACUUUAUUCUUUGGUUUGCUCUUCAGGUGGUCUGUUCUCAAAAACAGAAAUGUCGGAGGUGCUGACAGAGAUCGUGAAGGCAGACCCGACUUUUGACAAAGACUCUUUUCUCAAACAGUGCGAGAAAGACAUCAUCCCAAACAUACUUGAGGUAAAAAAAAAAAAGAAACUACUCUUCAGUCAUUUCCUUUUACCGCUCUUCCUCUCAAUGCUUCAUUCAUGUCUGAAAGUAUUUCACACAGAAAUACCUUCAGUAUACUCACUCAUUGAAUGUAAGCAUACUGCAAUUACAAAUAUCAGUUAUACAGCAAAAGCUGUUGGAGCCGUUUAAUUCAAAUUAAAAGAAUACAAUGUUUUAUAAAGGAUGGUUUACUGAAUGAAGAUGCUAUAACUUAGGCUCAGGACAGGACUCGACUAUGAACCUGUUAAAAUGGUGUCUAUUUACACUUUAUAUUUGGUUUUUAACAUAGUUCAACUUGAAGCACAAGUUACUUUUACCAUUUAAAUGGCUUAUAUUGUAAGAAAGGGGGCUUAAUAAUUAACUCAAUAUGCCCAAUGUCCCAUCUAAGUCACAUAAUAAAUGCUUCUCAGUCUUGAACAUUUAGUUAUUGUAUUGUGUUGUAAUUUUGUGUGUCUGUCCUCUUUUCAGGCUAUCAUCCGUGGAGAGCUGGAUGUGUUGAAAGACUGGUGUUAUGAAGCAGUAAGUCUGUCACACUCAAUCAGUUUAGGAUACAUACAACAAAAAUCAGAAUCAGAAUACUUUAUUUAUUCCCAAAGGGUAGUUUGGUCAUUACCAAAGUUUGGUACUACACUUGCUCUUUGUAGAAGAGAGUAGGAAUAAAUAAGAGUAAUAAGAAAUUACAACAGUUAAUAAAAAGAGCAGAAUAUUAGAAAUAAAGCUAUUUACAAAGUGCAGAGUGUUUGAGAAAUAAAGAUGUACGAGCAUAAGAGUGUAUACAAAACCACUUUGUAGUAGGAUACUGCACAGGGCUUUGUACAGUAUAAGUUAGAGACAGUAUUCAGUAUUGAACUUUUAGAUUAUUGAAGUUGGACCCAUUUACAAACCGAUGGCACAGUUGACUGUAAUUAUAUGAAGUGGAGAAGCCUGAGAGUAAGUCCAGGGACAGACAUAGUGAGUGACCCUCAGAGGGAGCAGUUACAAAAAAAUUGAUAAAGUUUUAUAAAGUUUGUCAGUCUGGCCACAGGCAAGAAUGAUUUCCUGUGACAUUCUGUGGUACAUUUAGGGGGAAUGAUAAAACAUGAUAAAGCUAUCACAACUGCAGAAAAUAAAUGACUCCAGGGUCAUGAUGGAACAUUUUCCAUGUCUGUUUGAAAACAAGUAUCAUUACCUCGAAUAAAACUAGAGAUGAAAGGGAGCUGAUUUUGUUUUCAUAUACCAGAACAUUCACAAUUAAGAGGGCAGAAUUAAAAGACUAAACUACAUUAACACGACUAAGAUAACAGGAUCACAUGAUUAAUCAUUAAAAAAACUAUGACAAAUAUUUGCUGCUGGUGUUUUCCUUUUAAAUAGUUUGUCACCCAGUUUUCCUGAAACAUGAUUUUUGUCUAGUAAGUGUUUUUCUGUCCCUGUCCUCAGACUUAUAGUCAGCUGGCUCACCCUAUCCAGCAGGCCAGAGCACUCGGGCUGCUCUUCCAGUCGAAAAUCCUUGAUAUUGACAACAUUGAUGUAAGAAUUUUCACACUUUUACAACAACCAUCACACCUUUUGUCAUGAAUAUUUCUGUAAAAUUUUCUGUCUCCUCUUACACAUUUCCCCUGUCUUGCUCUCUCUCUGUAGUUUUUCCUUCUCUUUAACAUCCAUUGUAUUUUCAUACAAGAAAGCAGGCAUACAUUUACAGCUUUUUAAUUUACUCAUUUAAUUCCCAGCUGAUAGUUUUGCUCUGUUUUCUCUCCCUGUGUUGUAGCUGGCGAUGGGUAAGAUGAUGGACCAGGGCCCAGUGCUCAUCAUCACCUUCCAGGCUCAGGUCGUCAUGGUGAUCCGCAGCCCCAAAGGAGACAUAGUAGAGGGAGAUCCGGUCAGUAAACUCAUAAUCCCCGCACCAGCAUGAAUCAGAUUAAGUUAGUUAUUUCAAGGAAGUAAACAACUUAAAUGGCUUAGAUUAGAUUAGCAUUCAAACUCUUUUCCAUCGAUCUGAAUUACUUUGAGUAUCACAGGCUUGAUUUAGAGUCAGGACUCUGGCCAGGACUUCAGUAGUUCUGUCCUAAACCUCUGUAUUGUCUCCUCUGGAUUGACCCCUCACUCUCCUUCUCCUCCAUCAGGGUAAGGUGAUGAGAAUGAUGUAUGUUUGGGCACUGUGUCGUGACCAGGAGGAGCUGAACCCCAAUGCGGCCUGGAGACUCCUGGAUAUCUCCGCUUCCAGCACUGAGCAGGUUCUCUAGGUGGAGGAGGAGGAGGAGGAGGCAGAAUUGGAAGAAAAGAUAAACUUGGACUUAUGAACUGUGAAGAGAACAGGAGAUCAGUGGAUGUGCCUGGAACCCCGGCUUGUUCGGACUCAUGUAUGUACACAUUAACAUCGUCGGGCAGGGUGCAAACAUGCCCCUGUGUUACACCAGAGACUGUAUUAACGCUAAGACGUAUGUGCACAUGUAUAUAGGUGUGAAAAUGUACAUGAACAUAAAGAUAAACAACCAGUAUAUGAUAAGACCAUACAGUAAGUGUGUGAAGUCCCUUGCACUCUUUAGAUCAGUGUUUGGGUUCCCAGAACAUUGACAUGAAUUCUUGAAUGGAAGGGACCAGCUCACAGAAGAUCCUGCUCCAUACCUGCUCCAUUAGCCUUCAUUUUUUUCUGUUCUUGCCAUUUCUACAAAUCUGUGAGGAUCUGUAGGAGAAGAAAGACAGUGGCUGCUACUUUACCUGUCGGUUCAAGAGGUAUAUUUGAUGCUAACCCCUCUCUUUGUCAAAUAAUAUUGGCAAGAUAUUUACUCGAGCUGCAGCGACCAAGACGGCCAGAGAGGGAUUGUUUAAAAGAUGAUCAAUGCAAAUCGAUACAAGUGGUUUAUUUAUUUGUCACAGGAAAGCUCACUCAGACUCUAAAGACUGUUAUAUCUUUUGCUCCUCAGAGAACCUUCUUCAGGCUGGAGUGAGCAACUUAAAAAGUAUAUAUAAAUAUAGUAAUUUGGCUUAAUUUUGGAGAUAACUCAGUCACUUUCCCCAAAACAGAAAAGUUUUCUGCCCCAUCCUCUUGUGCUGUUAGUUUGCAGGCAGAACAGAUACUAGAAUGUAAACAGUUGAUAAAGUGAGUGAUAAAGUAAGCUCUUCAAUCAUCAAAUAUAGUUUGGUUGGAAUUAUUGAACAGCCUUAUUACAAGCCUUUACAGCUGCAGACACCAGAUUUCUUUUUAUUUAGCAUAGUUUAUGUGUUUCCUUAAAGACUUGAAGAGGAAUAUUAAAGUAAAACAAACCCAUACAUGAAAAUAUGCCUCUGAGAUUUUUAACACAGAAAUAUACAAAUAGAAUCAAAAUGUUGAAAUCUUCAUCACAAAUUGGGCUGAAGUCUCAGAGACUACAGCCAGCUGUCAUGGUUCCUGCUGUCUACUUCUUACAAUUUAUGUGCAAAUACAACUAGUGAGAUACAUUUUAUCCUGUAACGUAUGAGGUUAUAAUAAUAAUCUGUGGUGCCGGGAUCCAUGAUAUCAAACUGAAUGUAGUUCAAAGCUACAACUACACCAUGGUUAUAGCAGGAUAAAGUGGAAACAGAGGGAGUAUAUGCCUGUAUUUGUUAGUGUAGCACAUUUCAAAUGUAGGACAUUAACUGUAGUUAUACCGAGCUUCCAGUUACUGUACAUAUCUGCAAUGUGAGAAGAAGAAGAGUAAUGUAUAUCUAAAUUUCCCUGUAAAUAUAUUACAUGUUGUGCACUGCUGCUUCUCAAGUGUAAGUGGGACCAUGUUCAAAUCUGUCACCAUGGCAGCUUUAUCGUUUGAGAAACAUGUCGGCUCAUGCUGCUCAUUGUUCAGCUGUUUGUUUACUUUUCUGUGUGCAACUUUACAUGUAAAAAGUGCAGAAGAAGAAAAGCUGAAUGGAUGAGUCUUUAAUUGUAAAUGUUGUGUCUAGUUUUAUUGACAUUCAUACUGUGCGACCAUGGAGGUACAUUUAAGGGUCACUUAAGUCUGAACACAUGAUGAUUGUUUUGUAACUCUUGAUUGUUUUUUUUUUUUGAGAUAAUCUUUCCACACGAGGAAGAAGGGGUUGACCCCCUGAGGGAUAUAUGACCAUUUAAGUGACCAUACUUUGAGGAUGUUUUGUUUUUGUUUUUUUAAUAUAAAAAUUCAUAUUUAUACACACAUGGCUUCUGACCUAAAUCCAUUACCUCCAAUGAUGGUCACACCCUGCGUAUGUAUCAUUUUCUCUGUCAUGAGUCUCUGCUGUGUGUCAAAGAUGAAAACCUGUUAUUGUAAUUUUAGAAACAACAUUCAGUUUGAUGGACUCUCACCAUUAAAUGAGCUGUUUCAACUGCAAAACUCGAGUAAUCAAGGAAUGCAGAUGGUUGAAAAGUUCAGAGCCUUUGAACACAUAACUAUUUGGACUGAAAUAAAUUAAAAUAAAUACGAUACAUUCAAAUU
Messenger RNA from Xyrichtys novacula (pearly razorfish), 9365 nucleotides. The record is from the annotation of a GenBank genome assembly. NCBI's taxonomy places the organism in Eukaryota, Metazoa, Chordata, Actinopteri, Labriformes, Labridae.